GGUUGGUCUGUUUUUUCCCUUUGUGUAAAGACAGAUGCAAAACACGAGUUAAAUAGUUCUGCUUUCUCCCUGUUGUUUGUCACCUAUCCAUUUGUUCCUAUCCAUCCCCUUAUCAAUAUCAGAUGGAAUGGAUACCUUCCUUAGAUUUAAUGGAAAAAAUGUUCCAAAAUGACAGCAUGUUUCCUGUGCUGAAUUUAUCUUGAAAAUGUACUCUUUCAUUUUUACAGCUGGCUAGUUUGUACAUUAGCACUGCUGAGAUUAAAAUUCAAAUGAUUAAUUAUAACUUUGUGCUCCUGGUGGUUUUUCAAAUAGAUAUUCAUUUGCUUAAACUUAGUGCAGAUAUAGGUACCAUUAUAACUUAUUUUGGUUUUAAGAACUUUACAAUAGUAUAUAACAACCUGAACUCUUUAAUACUUUAUAAUCAGUUUUGUGUUCUGUUUCUCUGCCCUGAAUGAGAUUGUGUUGUGAAGUCAAUAUUGGCUCAUGACAACUCUAUGGAUAGUUGUUCUCUCUUCAGUUAGGUGACUGAUCGUUAUUAGAAUAACAACUAUGACUGUUGUUGCAUUAAUCCAUUGCAUUGCGGGUUUUCUUUUGUCUAUCUAUUUUCUUAAAUAAGCAUAAAGAUUUUCUCUUUGCUUGUCAUGUCCACUGUAUGAAAGUCAUUGUUUGUCAUUUGAGCUUUGAUUGAGGGUAUAGUUUCUUCUACUAAAACUAAAAUUAAUGUCUGAUUUAAAUAUGAGAAAAAACAAUUUUUGAAUUUUUUUUAAAUAAAGUUACUGGACUGAAUGUCUCAAUAUACUUAAAACAAUCCAAACUCAUCUGAACUGUUCAAUAUAAAGUUUGAUUUUGAAAAAAAAAUGAUGGCAGAUUCUGUGUUAUUACUUUUUAAAGAAACUAGAAACUAUGGUUUGUAAUUUUCAUCUAGUAAUUUAUUUACAAAUUUUAUAUUUUUGUAAAGCUCCUGGGAAAGUAGCAGAUAAAGUUAUUAUUGAAAACACAAGAGAUUCAACCUUUGUCUUCAUGGAGGGAUCAGAGGAUGCUUAUGUUGGUUAUAUGACAAUCAGGUUUAACCCUGAUGACAAAUCUGCACAACACCACAAUGCGCACCAUUGCUUAGAGAUUACAGUCAACUGCAGUCCAAUAAUAGAUCAUUGUAUUAUUCGAAGUACUUGUACAGUUGGUUCUGCAGUUUGUGUUAGUGGCCAAGGGGCUUGUCCCACUAUCAAGCAUUGUAACAUAAGUGACUGUGAAAAUGUUGGACUCUACAUCACAGAUCAUGCACAGGGGAUAUAUGAGGAUAAUGAGAUUUCUAAUAAUGCAUUAGCUGGGAUUUGGGUUAAAAACCACGGAAACCCUAUUAUAAGACGAAAUCACAUUCAUCACGGGCGCGAUGUUGGUGUUUUCACAUUUGACCACGGCAUGGGUUAUUUUGAAAGUUGCAACAUACAUAGAAAUAGAAUAGCUGGUUUUGAAGUGAAAGCAUAUGCAAAUCCUACUGUAGUUCGUUGUGAAAUCCACCAUGGGCAAACUGGAGGAAUCUAUGUUCAUGAAAAAGGAAGAGGACAAUUUAUAGAAAAUAAAAUCUAUGCAAACAAUUUUGCUGGUGUAUGGAUUACUUCAAAUAGCGAUCCAACCAUAAGGGGCAAUGCAAUUUUUAAUGGAAAUCAAGGUGGAGUCUACAUAUUUGGUGAUGGAAGAGGUCUUAUUGAAGGAAAUGACAUUUAUGGGAAUGCAUUAGCAGGAAUACAAAUUCGAACUAAUAGCUGUCCUAUUGUUCGGCACAAUAAGAUUCACGAUGGCCAACAUGGUGGUAUAUAUGUGCAUGAAAAAGGUCAAGGUGUGAUUGAAGAAAAUGAAGUUUACAGUAAUACCUUGGCUGGAGUCUGGGUUACAACAGGAAGCACUCCAGUUUUAAGAAGAAAUAGAAUACAUAGUGGUAAACAGGUUGGUGUUUAUUUCUAUGACAAUGGGCAUGGAGUAUUAGAAGACAAUGAUAUCUAUAACCAUAUGUACUCAGGAGUUCAAAUCAGAACUGGAAGUAACCCCAAAAUUAGGCGCAACAAGAUUUGGGGAGGCCAGAAUGGUGGAAUUCUUGUUUAUAAUUCGGGGCUUGGUUUUAUAGAAGACAAUGAAAUUUUUGACAAUGCAAUGGCUGGAGUAUGGAUUAAGACAGAUAGUAAUCCUACAUUAAGAAGAAACAAAAUCCACGAUGGCAGAGAUGGGGGAAUCUGCAUAUUUAAUGGAGGUAGAGGCCUUCUUGAAGAAAAUGAUAUCUUCAGGAAUGCACAAGCUGGAGUUCUUAUCAGCACAAAUAGUCAUCCUGUGUUACGGAAAAAUAGAAUAUUUGAUGGAUUUGCGGCAGGUAUUGAAAUAACAAAUCAUGCAACUGCAACUUUAGAAGGCAAUCAGAUUUUCAAUAAUCGUUUUGGAGGUUUAUUUCUAGCCUCUGGGGUCAAUGUGACAAUGAAAGAUAAUAAAAUAAUGAACAAUCAAGAUGCCAUUGAAAAAGCUGUUAGUAGAGGCCAGUGUCUAUAUAAAAUAUCAAGUUACACCAGCUAUCCGAUGCAUGAUUUCUACAGAUGUCAUACAUGUAAUACUACAGAUCGCAAUGCUAUAUGUGUAAAUUGUAUUAAGAAGUGCCAUCAAGGACAUGAUGUUGAAUUUAUUAGACAUGAUAGGUUUUUUUGUGACUGUGGCGCUGGAACAUUGUCCAAUCCCUGUACACUAGCUGGAGAACCGACACAUGAUACAGAUACACUAUAUGACUCUGCUCCUCCUAUAGAAUCUAAUACACUGCAGCACAAUUGAGUUACUUUUGAGGGGGAAAAAAGUCCUGCCAUUCUAUUGUAACUGUUAUUUUUUUUUUUUUUUUUUUUGAGGAAGUUAUACUUGCCCAUUCUGCAGAGACUUUAAAAUGGAUAAUAAACGGUGACACUAUGGAGCUCAACCUACCAAAAAGAAAGUGGCAAUAUGUUGACUCAGGAUAACAGAACUGGGCGUUUCAGCAUUACUGUGUAAAGACUAAGGGACAGGUGUGAAGAAAGUAAGCCGCGUAUUUGUACAGAUGGCAACUUCCAAAAGGCUGGUGUUUCUACAAGUAGCAUUGAAACGCAGUCCCAUUUGCAGUAGUCCUAUUCUAUAGACGAGCAGCAGUCUUUGUUGCUGCCUUUAUGGACAUGGGUACCAAUUGCUUUUUUGUAAUAUGGUAAAAAUGUGAGCUAGCACUUCCGCAUUUAUUUUGGUUUUUUAACAUUUAUUCAGAUUGAGAUGAUUUUAAUGCUUUAAUCUCAUGUAGUUUUUAAUUUCAAGCAAAUCUUUAUUGUACUUGAAUGUGUCCUGUUUUGUUAGCACACCUAGACUUGCUGUAACUGUACUCAUGUCCCAGUAUGUAUGUUCUUUCUAUGAAAGAGAACACUAAUCUUAAAUUAUAUCCAGCAAUUUUUCUGGUAUCCUUUGCAGUUAGAAUCUCCCCUUCCCUUUUUUCCAAUCCUCAUGAUUUACAUCGCCUCACAAAACAAUGUUUUAAUGAGACUUCUUGGGAGAUAAUGCACUAUAAAACAAAAUACACAGGUGACAGUUUGCAAGAGGAGGUUUUACUGUGUUUUAAAGUACACUGUAAGAAUCUCCCUAAAACAAUCCUGUAUUUUACUCUGUUCACAGUUUUAUUGAACAGUCUAGACAUUACUCUUAUGAACUGCUGACAAUUGUAAUUUCCUGCUCAAAUGAAGAUGAGAAAAAGUAUAUAGACGCCCUAUACAGUUUCAUAGCUUUUUUCCAUUUAUGUGUAUUGGUGACAGUGGGUAAUCAACAGCCUGAAAGUGUAUGCAUGUACCAUAACAUCUAGACUUAAUAUAUUGUGGAGUAUUCAAUAAUCAUUAUGUAGAGGGUAGCUAAGAAUUAAAAGGGUUUAAUUUCCUAGGAAAGACAAUGGAAAAUGGUCAUUUUUAAAAAAUAAAGUUUAUUAGAUCA
Molecule: messenger RNA, 3969 nt
Organism: Crotalus tigris (Tiger rattlesnake)
Lineage: Eukaryota; Metazoa; Chordata; Lepidosauria; Squamata; Viperidae
Product: F-box only protein 11
Exons: 16
Coding region: 904-2808 (634 amino acids)
Biological process (GO): protein ubiquitination; ubiquitin-dependent protein catabolic process; regulation of apoptotic process
Molecular function (GO): zinc ion binding
Source: RefSeq, a predicted model, not a curated record